AUGACAGUCAUUGCCAAUGGCCUUGUACCAAUCCAGCCAUACAAGACGAACGUUUUGAACAUAGCUAUGGGUCAGCGAUACAACGUUAUUGGUAAAGUCGAUCAAGUGUCGGUCGCCAAGAACUUCAGGCUACAAUGCCUGCUCGGAAAACGCGAACCCAACCAACGUCAUGGGAAUGAUAUACUACGGUGGCUCGCCUCAACGCCUUCUACCACUGGCUACAGCUUUACCGACAGCUGUGUUGACGAGGACAUGUCGAAUUUAACCCCGAUUGUCUCGGAAACAGUGUUCAGUCCUUUCUACAACAAGUCCGAGGCAGUGUCGCUGGGUAAAAACGGAGGCAGUCUUUACCGGUGGAAGCUCAAUUCAACAUCGAUGCAUGUAAAUUGGACGGACUCAACACUUUGGGGAGUCUACCGUGGUCACCGCAGCUGGACUAAUACCAGUGGUGUUGUUGAGCUUCCCCACAACAAUGUGUGGACCUAUGUUGUCAUCGAAAUGUCGAUGUCGGUCCCGCAUCCAAUUCAUCUCCAUGGCCACGAUGUCGUGGUGCUCGCUCAAGAAAGUGGGACCGUGACACGGCCAUGCUGCCUGAAAAUUGAUACUUGGUCGUCGCAUUCAAAACAGACAACUAUUGGAUGGCAUACUGAGGAAGGAUUUGCAAUCCAGUUUGUGAAGCGGUACAAUGAGAUCAAGCCACUGAUUGACUAUGACAAUCUACAUGCUAACUGCCAAACGUGGGAUGCAUUCGAGAAUCGACUCAAUGUGGAAGAAGAUGAUUCGGGGAUCUAG
Penicillium canescens is the source of this 792-nucleotide messenger RNA. RefSeq lists its product as uncharacterized. Lineage: Eukaryota; Fungi; Ascomycota; Eurotiomycetes; Eurotiales; Aspergillaceae. The record is from RefSeq and is a predicted model, not a curated record. The transcript has 4 exons. The coding region runs from base 1 to 792 and encodes 263 amino acids. Gene Ontology annotation, molecular function: copper ion binding; oxidoreductase activity.